AAGAUGGGAUGAUUGUCAUCAUCGAUAUAAACCGGAAAGGGGAGGUGAUACACAGAUUGCGAGGUCAUGAUGGAGAAAUUCAUUUUCUCUCCUGGUGCCCUCAGCUCUGCGAGCCGCAGUUCCUCAGUGACAUGACCUCAGAUACACUGGAGCUGAAUGGUGAGCUCACGACAGAGGACGCUACAAAGGACUGUUUUCUGGCAUCGGGAAGCAGGGACCAAACAAUCCGAGUCUGGAACGCCACAAAGGGCAAAGGUGUGAUCACUUUGAAGUUGCCAUCACUAAAACGAAGAGGAGGAGGAACAGAUGUGGGAAUAAAGGAGCGGAUUUGGCUGACAGUGCAUUGGUCUCGAACCUGUCCCACCCAAUUGUUCUCCAGUUGUUUUGGGGGAGAGCUGCUGCUCUGGGAUCUGACCAAGGCGGGGAAGCAGAAGUGGACACUGCUGGGGUCAUCAUCAGAAGGACAGAACCACAGCAGGAUCGUCUUCAACUUGAGUUCGGUCUCCCUCCAGGAUAACCGUGAGCUGCUGCUCUCUACCUCGAUGGACCGAGAUGUGAAGUGUUGGGAUCUGAAUACACUGGAGUGUUCCUGGACGCAGCCUACACUUGGGGGCUUUGUGUACAGCCUGGCAUUCUCUCCUGUGAAUAUCGGCUCCCUCGCUAUAGGUGUGGGUGACAGUAUGAUCAGGGUGUGGGACACCCUCUCCCUCCAGCGUGCUUAUGACAUCAAGACUCUAUGGCAAGGAAUUAAAUCCAAGGUCACAGCUUUGUGUUGGCAUCCAACCAAAGAGAGCACAUUGGCAUUCGGAACUGAUGAUGGCAAAGUUGGCAUUUAUGAAAUUUAUUCCAACAAGCCCCCUCAGAUUUCCAGCUCCUAUCACAGGAAAACAGUUUACACCCUGGCUUGGGGCCCACCACUGCCCCCCUUGGCAACCGGUGGGGAUGGGGAUGGGCCGGCUGUGACCCUGUACAGCUGUGCGGGCGAGGGUAUCAUCCUGCAACACAACCCCUGGAAACUGACGACAGACGCCCAGGACGUCAACCGGUUAAUCCGGGAGACCAAUGGAAUCAAGCAUAAACUUCCAGGUCGCAGUGAACUGAACUGGAAACCUGAUGGUAAAAUCCUGGCUAUUGGGAACGACGAUGGGUCGAUUGAGAUCUUCCAGGCUCCUCGCUUGAAGCUGUUGUGCACAAUUCAGACGCACCACAAACUGGUGAACGCGAUCCGCUGGCAUCACCCACACGGCGCACAGCCCGAGCUGAGCUCCCUCAUCGCAUCUGGCUCCAACAAUGCCAUUGUCUACGUUCACAACUUGAAAACCGUCCUGGAGAGCCCUCCGGACACUGCGAUAACAGUGACUGAACCGUACAGGACGUUACCAGGGCAUACUGCAAAGAUCACGAGCCUGGCCUGGAGCCCACACCACGAUGCAAUGCUGGUCUCUGCCUGCUAUGAUGGCACUGCGCAGGUCUGGGACGUCCUGAAGGAGGAGCCACUGAGCAACUAUCGGGGACACAUUGGGAGAUUGCUGGGGGUCCAGUGGUCUCCCGUCGAUCCUGACUGUGUAUGGACGGGAGGUGAUGACUUCACUGCACGGCAAUGGGAGGUUUCAAAGCAACAGCACACCCAACCACCCAGAGGAAAGAAGUCCAUCGAGUUGGAGAAGAAAAGACCCAACUGCUCGAAAACCAAAUCCAAAAAGGCCAGGAAGCGAACCGAGAAAGGGAGCGUUGGGCAGGAAGGAGAAGAGAGCCAGGAGAACACGACCCAGAAUGUGGUGGGCAGCAGAAAUGGCAGUGCUGACCGGGCCGAGGAGGAGGAGGAAGACUGUCGGGACGAAACCGAGAUGGCAAAGCUGUCCAAUGGAACCCCUCGAAUUGCGGUUUCACUGGACGAGCCCAGAGCACAGGAGAAUACGGAUUCUGUUCUUCCCAACAGCCUACACACCGUGGUGAGCCGAACUCCCCAGAUGAAGCCAGACCGGCUGAAAGACGAGAGGAGGAGGGAGCGAGCAGAGGUGACUGUGAAGAAGAAGAAGGGGCGAUCCGUUCUCCCGCUCAGUACGAUCAAUGAUCACCAAUCAAAGGAGCAGCUCCUCUCGGACUGCGUGAACCUUGCUAACAUCCUCUACUCGAAAGAGUCUGAGAGCCAGAGUCGGCCAGGAUCGGGAGAUGAAAUCCAGCUGGGUCUCUUUGUGGACAGGGCAGCUGUAUACAGGAUGUUUGAGGAGGAAGGGCAGAAUCAUCUAGAAGCUGGGCACUCCGAGAUCUGUUACCAGCUGAUGUUGUGGAAAGGCGAUGUUAGAGGAGCUUUGGAGAUGGCCACUGAGAGGGGAGAGCUGAACGACGCUUUAGUUGCUAUGGCGCCCAUGGCUGGAUACACGGUUUGGAUGCGAACAGUUGAAGCCUUUUCCAAACAGCUGUGUUUCCAGGAACAGUAUGUGAAGGCUGCCACUUACCUGCUGUACAUUCACAAAGUCUAUGAGGCAGUGAAACUCCUCCAGUCUCACCAGCUGUUUCGAGAAGCCAUUGCCAUCGCCAAAGCCCGUUUACAGCCUGAUGAUCCAUUGUUGAAGGAGCUUUACACCAACUGUGCUAGUUUCAUGGAGAAAGACGGCCAUUAUACAAUCGCAGCCAAAUGCUACCUAACAGCCCAGUCUCCUUACGAUGCGGCUAAGAUCCUGGCAAGGAAGGGUGACGUGCCUUCGCUACAGACCGCUGCAACAGUGGCGUCGAUCGUUGGGGAGCAGGAGCUGUCCUCCUUGUUCUCCUCCAGAUGCUCCUUGGACCUAUUAGCCCAGCGUGACUGGCAGGGGGCACAAGACAUCCUGCGCCCGCAGGAGGGUUUGCUGGGGCAAAGGUUGGUGCUGUGUACAUAUGAGUUACUGUACCGGUAUCUUGCCGAUGGGAAUCUGAUUCUGUGGAAGAGUAUGAACCCACCCUGCUACCACGAUUGGACCUUACGGAGGGAUGAACCCCUCAUUCAUUCGGUGAUUGCAAUCUGGCAAUGUGAGUUUGGCAUCACGUCAGCCGACACAGAGCGAUUGAAGACUGCUCAUCAGCAGCUGAGGAUAACUGAACAUCCAGAGGCAUCUCCCAACACCCUGCCCAGACUGCUGAUGCUGUACUUGGCUCAUGACCUUAGUCUGGCCAUAGCUUGCAGUCUACUGUCUGAUUGGAGCCAGAUGGUCACUGCCUUACUCAAUGCUGUGCAUCGCUGUAUCAGUGCUGGAGACUUCACUUUGAUGCGGGAAAUCAGUAAGAUCGCUCUCUCGGAGGGUAAGUGAUCCUCAUGCUGCUUUUGUAAACUGAAUGUACAGCUCCCUCUACACUGUCCCCCAUCAAACACUCCCAGGACAGGGACAGUGUAACACUCCCAUCAUGUGGCUUUUCCUUUUGUGAUGGUUUUAGCCCCUUUUACCCACCACCUGGGGCACAUGCAGUGGGCCCUGUCUGUCAUGGGCCAGUCUCUUCACCAUAUCAGUUGACAUGAAGCAGUGAAGCCACCUCUUUCACAAUGGGUUUGGUUUGCUCCCUGUCCAGUGUCUGCUACAAGAUGUAAGCGUUGCUCCUAAUGCCCCUCGGGUUAAGAACAAAACCGGGACAGAGUGCAAACAGCGAUUCUGAUAG
Messenger RNA from Rhincodon typus (whale shark), 3630 nucleotides. RefSeq names its product gem (nuclear organelle) associated protein 5 (gene gemin5). Bases 9 to 3287 code for a protein of 1092 amino acids. Gene Ontology annotation, molecular function: protein binding. The record is from RefSeq and is a predicted model, not a curated record. Lineage: Eukaryota; Metazoa; Chordata; Chondrichthyes; Orectolobiformes; Rhincodontidae. The transcript has 22 exons.